Molecule: messenger RNA, 822 nt
Organism: Exophiala bonariae
Lineage: Eukaryota; Fungi; Ascomycota; Eurotiomycetes; Chaetothyriales; Herpotrichiellaceae
Exons: 1
Coding region: 1-822 (273 amino acids)
Cellular component (GO): cell wall
Molecular function (GO): manganese ion binding
Source: RefSeq, a predicted model, not a curated record
AUGCUUUCCAAGACCUUCAUCAUCGCAGCCCUCGCUGCCGCUGUCACAGCCACCCCUAUCGCUCAGGGCCAAUCCUCCUCUUGGGCAUCAGGAGCACCAGCUGCCACUGUCGCACCCAGCUCUGCGCCCGCUCCCGUUUCCACUGGUGCUCCCGCCGCUGUCGCUGUCAACCCUACUGCUCCUGAUGGGCUCGUUGCUAAGCUCUUGACCGAGCCCAACACAGUCGGUCGCUUCAAGGAAAUCCAGUCGCAACUCGCCACCGGCACCAUCAACCUCAAGUUCGACUUCAACCCCGCGGCCAACCCAGCCAUCACUCCCGGAGCAGGUGGUCAAGUCGAUCUUGCUCAGCGUGCCAACUUCCCCAUCUUGACUGGCACUGGCAUCUCCGCCGCCGGUAUCUUCUUCAACCCCUGUGGAUUGAACACCCCCCAUUUCCAUCCCCGCGCCACCGAAUUCUUGACCCUCGUCACCGACACCAAGAUGCUCUCUGGCUUCGUUCUCGAGAACGGUCUCGUCUCUGAAUUCAACACCACCCUGACCAAAUACCAAGGCACCGUCUUCCCUCAAGGCAGCAUCCACUUCCAACAGAACUUGGACUGCCAGCCUGCUGUCGCCAUCGCCGGUCUCAACUCUGAGGACCCCGGUGCCAGCUCCGUCGCCCAGAACUUCAUCGUCAACAUCGAUCCCGAGAUCGUCGACGCCACCCUUGGCUUCCCCAACGAGAUCAACGCCGACAACUUCGCCCAAUUCAAGAAGAACAUCCCCACCCCUCUCGCCAAGGGUGUCGAGGAGUGCCUCCAGCGCUGCCACAUCGCCUACUAA